AUGGCUUCCGUGGAAGAGCGGAGCUCGAGAACUAUAACCACGGCGGCGUGCUUAAUCAUUGGCGAUGAGGUGCUAGGAGGAAAGACGAAAGAUACAAACUCGCGUUAUAUGGCUAGAUGGUGCUUCUCAUUAGGCAUGAGUUUAAAGAGAAUUGAAGUGAUUGAAGAUGACGAAGCCGAAAUCAUAGAAGCUGUGCGAAGAAUGAGUGAUCGCUAUGAUCUGGUUGUGACUAGCGGAGGCAUAGGUCCGACGCACGAUGACAUCACAUACCAAUCCGUCGCCAAAGCGUUCGGUUUAGAGCUCAUCCUACAUGAAGGGGCGUACAAACGCAUGAAGAAGCUCAGCAAACCCAAGCACUGGGAGCCGGAGUUUAACUGGGACGUCGACUCCCCGGCCAGAAACGCAAAGCUUAGGAUGGUUCAAUUGCCCAUCGACCCGUCGCGAAACCUGGCGAAGCAAGCCUUGUUCGUCAGCGAUACCCUCUGGGUUCCCAUUUCGGUAGUAAAUGGAAACGUUUACGUUCUGCCGGGACUACCAAAAUUAUUCGAACCAAUGUUAGGAGGUCUCAAGCAAUUCAUAAUCGACCGGCUGGUCGACCCGGAGGGGAAAGGGAUCAGCAGAAUCAUCAUCUCGACGCCGAUGCCCGAGAGCAGCGUGGCCGCGUACCUGACGGAGCUGGCGGCGCGGGUCGAGCCGAAGGGCGUCAAGGUCGGGAGCUACCCCCGCUGGGGGUCGAAGAAUAAUUCCGUAACCCUCGUCGGCAGGGACGCGGAGUACCUCGAGAGCCUCGUGCCCGAGGUCGUCGAGAACGUCCGGGGAAAGCGAGUUUCGGUGGAGGGAGAGGAUGACGAGCCUGAGACGGCUACCUAG
Messenger RNA from Annulohypoxylon truncatum, 870 nucleotides. RefSeq names its product Molybdopterin binding protein. The coding region runs from base 1 to 870 and encodes 289 amino acids. Lineage: Eukaryota; Fungi; Ascomycota; Sordariomycetes; Xylariales; Hypoxylaceae. The transcript is spliced from 7 exons. The record is from RefSeq and is a predicted model, not a curated record.